This is a messenger RNA of Helianthus annuus (common sunflower), 2040 nucleotides long. Its product is annotated as ARM REPEAT PROTEIN INTERACTING WITH ABF2. Gene Ontology annotation, molecular function: protein binding. Gene Ontology annotation, biological process: cell surface receptor signaling pathway. The record is from RefSeq and is a predicted model, not a curated record. Bases 110 to 1903 code for a protein of 597 amino acids. Lineage: Eukaryota; Viridiplantae; Streptophyta; Magnoliopsida; Asterales; Asteraceae. The transcript has a single exon.
UAAAAACCAAAGUACACUCCGAAGUCCGAACCACUUUACAGUUCAACCGUUCCUGUCUUCCUGAUAACACAGACCACUCGUGAACAAGACGACUCCACCACCAACUUCAAUGGACUUCACCACCGGCGAAGACCACAACCAACAACCCAUCGACCACCUCCUCUCCAUCCUACUCCUCCUCUCCGACCAAAUCCGUCACGCCAUCACCGACUCCAAAUCCUACAAACUCGAGUGCACCGAAGUCGGUAAACUCAUCGACCACCUCUCCAAAAUGCUCCGCUCCUUCGUCCGGUUCACCACCACCGCCCCCUCCUUCUACGACCGCCCGGUCCGCCGCGUCUUCUCUGACCUCACCCGCAACCUCACCCGUGCCCUAACCCUCGUACGGAAAUGUCGCCGGAGAAGCAUCUUCCUCCGUGUCGUCACCAUCGUAAGCACUAGCGAAUUUAGAAAACUGUUUUCUCUUCUCGAUGCUUCCAUAGGUGACAUGAAAUGGUUAAUUAGUAUAUAUGAUGUUGGUACUGAUAAAUCUGAUACUGGUGUUGUGUUAUCUUUGCCUCCGAUUGCGAGUAAUGAUCCGAUUAUUGCUUGGGUUUGGUCUUAUAUAUCCUCACUGUAUUUAAGCCCGUUGAGUGUUAAAAUUGAAGUGGCUAACGAACUCUGUUCCUUAGCUAAUGAUAACGAUAGAAACAAAAAAAUGAUAGUGGAAGAAGGCGGGAUUCCGCCUUUGUUAAAGUUGUUGAAAGAGGAAUCGAAUUUCGAAGCGCAAAUCGCGGCUGCGGUUACGCUUUUUAAUCUGGUUAAUAACGAAGAUAGAGCUAGGUUGGUUACUAGUGAAAGCGGGGUUCCGGUCAUAGUACAGUGUUUACAUAAGGCACCGAUUCGGGUACAGGUUUCGGUUGUGAAGUUGAUUGCGAGAAUGGCGGAGAACGAUGAGGUUUCACAAGAGGCGUUUGCUAGAGAGAAUGUGAUUAGACCGCUUGUUACGCUGUUGUCGUUUGACACGGUCGAUAAUUUGUAUGAACGGCAGAGUAUUCAUUCGGUUUUUAAGAUGAAUAAGAUUGGUUCGAUGGCAAAUUCGUCAUCUGCGACAACGACAUGGUCGAUUAAUAGGAAAGAGAGGGAAAACGAGCCAUCUGAGUUGAAACUCGAGUUGAAAACGUGUUGUGCGAGGGCGUUAUGGAUGCUUUCUAGAGGUAAUCUUGCAAACAGCAAGUUGUUAACCGAGACAAAAGGGUUACUAGUUCUCGCUAAGCUUAUAGAAACCGAAACCGGUGAACUACAGACCAACUGUUUAAUGAAUGUCAUGGAGAUUGCAGCCGCAGCGGAAUCGAAUCCCGAGCUCAGACGAGCGGCUUUCAGGACUAAUUCUCCUGCCGCAAAAGCCGUAGUGGAUCAGCUUUUAAGGUUGGUCCAAGAAUCCGAAAUAGCUGGAAUCAAGAUUCCAGCUAUUAAAUCAAUCGGGUCACUGGCCCGGACUUUCCCAGCUCGGGAAACGCGGGUGAUCGGCCCGUUGGUCAAACAACUGAGUCACCAAAACCCUGAAGUGGUAACAGAAGCCGCGAUUGCUUUGGGGAAGUUUGCGUCCCCUGAUAACUUUCUUUGUACGGAGCAUUCGAAAACGAUUAUUGAAUUCGAUGGCGUGAUUCCGUUGAUGAGAUUGUUGAGAGGGAAUGAAAGAACACAGCAUCAUGCAUUGGUGUUAUUGUGUUAUCUUGCAAUGCAUGCUGGAAACAAUGAGGCACUUGUGCAGGCAAGAGUAUUGACAGCUUUAGAAGGGGCUGAUAAGUCAAUUGUUGGUCAACAUUCUCAGUUGAGACAGUUGAUUAUGGAAGCAAUUCAUCAGCUUAAUAUGUAUCAUGCUGGUGUUAUUCCUUCUCAAAGAGUGUCACACUCACCUUGAAGAAUCUGAGGUAGUUAUUAUGGUUAUGCUGUAAAUGUUUAGUAAUUAUUAAAGUGUGUAUUAUGGUGGACAAAUUGGUAAUUUAAAUGGAAACAAAUCUAGUGAGGGUCUCAAGAUUAUCCACUUUGACUUGUUAA